AAACAGAGUUUGGUCCUUUUCUGCAAAACCCCGCUUGGGGUUGGCUUCUUGGUGACGACGGUUGGAACUAGGGCUCGAGUUGACAGCGGCUGCUAUGCUGCCGACCACAAUGAACACACUUCCGGCGAAAAUGGUUGAGGGUCUCUCUCUAAUCAGAACGUUUGCGACGUUUCCCUCUUCUCAGCUAGGUGCUCCGAAUUAUGGAUUUGUUUCGUUCUUGCAUCACAAUAGAGGAUCGAGGUUGAAUUUUCCUAAAACGGUAUGGAGUUUGGAAAAAUGUAGUAUGCGCGUGGAGAACAGUUUGCAAGCUCUUCGCCCUGCCUCUGAAGCUUUUGCUCAAGAAGCUACUGAAGCUCUUAAGGCUGGGAAGGUUAUUGCAGUCCCCACUGAUACUCUUUACGGACUCGCUUGUGAUGCUUGUUCUUCUGAAGCAGUCAAUAGGAUUUACGAAAUUAAAGGACGUAAACUUACGAGCCCUCUCGCCAUUUGUGUUGGCGAUGUCUCUGACAUAACUCGUUUUGCUGUAGCAGACCAUUUGCCUCAUGGUUUGCUCGAUUCUCUCCUUCCAGGACCGGUGACCGUUGUACUAAAAAGAGGCGAGUCGAGUAUUCUUGAGAAAUCUCUGAACCCUGGAUUGGAGAGUAUAGGAGUCCGUGUACCCGACGCUGACUUCAUUAGGCUUAUUUCCCGUAGAUCAGGGACAGCAUUGGCUCUUACAAGUGCUAAUUUAAGUGGACAACCAAGCAGUGUCUGUGUUAAUGAUUUUGAAAACCUAUGGCAACACUGUGCUUAUGUAUAUGAUGGCGGCGUUCUUCCUGCUGGACGAGCAGGUUCUACGAUUAUCGACCUCACCAAGCGAGGGACGUUUAAGAUAAUCAGAGCUGGAAGUGCUAAGGAGCAGACUGUUGCAACACUUAAAAGGUAUUCACUGUUAGAAGAUGCAGAUAGUGCUGCUUGAGUAUCAGAAUCUUCUCCACUUCCCAAACCAUAUCUGUUAGUCAUUAUAGAUAGAGACUGCGAUGGAUUUUUUUAGGCACGACCAAGGAAUUUUCAUACCUCAAGGUCCAAUUACAAGGACGAGAGUCAAGAAGCUACAACAAACCUUAUAUACUUAUAUUCAAGCUAUGGUGAGCUCAUCAUAAGAAAUUCUAGAAGACGUUGGAGACCUCUCUCUCUCUUAUAUGUCGUGCAAAGUUGAGCUUCAAAAAAGAGAUCAAUUAAAUAUACUUUAAGUUGCAUUUAAUGAACUCAGAUAGCUAAAUUUAUGAAAUUAGUCCAAAGAUGACUAAUAAGCACAUUUUAUUCAUUGCACUUAUAUCAGACUAUUUGUUUGUCA
This is a messenger RNA of Cucurbita pepo subsp. pepo (vegetable marrow), 1336 nucleotides long. RefSeq names its product DHBP synthase RibB-like alpha/beta domain-containing protein. Gene Ontology annotation, biological process: regulation of translational fidelity. Lineage: Eukaryota; Viridiplantae; Streptophyta; Magnoliopsida; Cucurbitales; Cucurbitaceae. Gene Ontology annotation, molecular function: tRNA binding; nucleotidyltransferase activity; double-stranded RNA binding. The record is from RefSeq and is a predicted model, not a curated record. Gene Ontology annotation, cellular component: cytoplasm.